AUGUCUGGCAAUGGUUUCGUGCCCCAAUCUGAAGAAGAGAAAGUGCCAGAAGCCGAUGACAAUCCUUUAGCCGACGAUACUGCGCAAUUGCCUGAGAGUCAUCUCAACUCUCCAGGCGCCGAGGCCGAGAAUCUCCAUCUAUGGUCAUUCAAACCAGUGUGCACCGAAUACUUCGAGGUCUUGAAGGACCCGUUAUGCGUCUUCACCAAUGUCAGCUUCAGCAACGGCCGAGGGAUCUCGAUCUUUACCACUCCGACCAUCGCCUCCGAGUUUGCGGCUCUCCUGCCGUUCCAGGACCCAGCGGCCCUGUCUAGUCGAGGAAUUAAUUCGCCGUCUGAACCGGAUGGGCCGUCGUACACCAAGACAAUCCCGGGCAAAGGGAUCGGUAUGCUCGCGAAGCACGAGUUGCAACGCGGAGACUUGAUUGCCGCAUAUACACCAUAUCUGCUCGCGCAUAUGGAAAAUCUUCUAUCAACGACCGAGAGAGAGAAAUAUCUCCAGGUAGCGAUCGAGCAGCUGCCCGAGCCGAGCAAGACCCAUUUCCUCACCCUGGCGACCAUCUAUGGCGAUCCGAGAGUAGCCGUGCAGGACGUGGUCAAGGCCAACGCGUUCGAAAUGCAGGUCGGUGGACAGAUGCAUUUGGCCGUCUUUCCGGAGUCAUCGAGGAUCAAUCAUGCAUGUGCACCAAACUCACAGUAUCAUCUGGACCCGACACUGUUAACGCACUACGUGUACGCCGCCAGAAGCAUCGCGCCCGACGAGGAAAUAACCAUCGCCUACGCGCCACCACUGGUCUUCUUCCGCGAUCGAGCAGAGUAUCUCCAUUCAACAUUCCACUUCCAAUGCACCUGCUCUCGAUGCCAGCGAGGCGAGGCAGGCGACAAGGCCGUCUCAGAUAUCCACGCGCUGCAGUGGGCUCUGGCCAAUUGGGAUUCCAACUCGACCGCAAGUGUCAGGAAGGCCGAAAUGUUGGUCCGGUUGUACAAGGAGGAAGGCCUAGACGCGUUUCUCGACACGCCCUACGGCCAUGCCGCUUUCACAUACAACGCGGUGGGCAGUGCCAGAGGAGCGAUAAAAUAUGCAAAGCUCGCGGUGGAGGCGGCCGUGUUGAGAUACGGCCCCGCGGCACCAGGUCUGGAGACAUGGAACGAGUUAAUGCAGGAUCCGCAGCGGCAUUCGAGUUGGAGGCGGAGGAAGGGCGUAUGA
Molecule: messenger RNA, 1206 nt
Organism: Capronia epimyces CBS 606.96
Lineage: Eukaryota; Fungi; Ascomycota; Eurotiomycetes; Chaetothyriales; Herpotrichiellaceae
Exons: 2
Coding region: 1-1206 (401 amino acids)
Molecular function (GO): protein binding
Source: RefSeq, a predicted model, not a curated record